AUGGCGGAAGUCGUAGGCAUCAUCGCCAGCGGCAUCGCCCUGGGCCAGGCAGCUUGCGCGAUCGGGAAGGGCAUCGGUCUCCUGCGCUCCAUCGCCAACGCGAACGAGGAGUUUUGGGACUUCCUCAACGAGCUGGAGUCGCUCAAAGCAGCGGUGGAGACGAACAGCUUGGCAUUGGAGGACCUGGAUGCGACAAACAACCCCAGACUGCAGCCGUACCUGGCCAGGCUCGACACAGUUCGGGCCAGCCUGGUCCAGGCCUUUGGCGCCCUCGAGACCAUCACGACGAGGGUUUUGGCCAAGAGCAAGGGCCAGAACGACCAAGGCCAGCAUCGGAUACCAAAGGUCCUGUGGCAGCGGGAGAAAAACGGGAUUUUCAAGCUCCGGGAUGUGUGCCGUCAGUCUCACCGCCAAAUGACCGACUGCAUGGUGAUCAUGAUGGCAGUCGAAAAGCAACAGACCCUCACACUGGACGUUCACAUGAUCCUCGAGGGUAAAAGCUCCACGCGCCACCACGCCGCAACCAGACCGACGGAAAACGGGUCAUUGGACCUGGAUUCCGGUCAAGAGAAAGCAUCGGGCGACGACGAGCACGCCGGCUCCGAACUGGUGCCGUUUGAUUCUGCAGUCUCCAAUGCGAACCAGUUGGAGCACAUCCUACAGAGAAAGCAGGCGACACAAAACUCGGGUCAACCAAACAGUGGACCUCACCCGACAGCUCUCACCAUUCACGCCACUGUUCGUGAGAGAUGCCCAGAGAACUGCGGGUGCCAAUGUCACAUCAUUUCUGUAAAGAGGUCGCCGCCAUGGCUGGCCUCCGUCCUGGGCAACCUCCUGGUGUACUACGAUAGCUUUCCCGUGCUGGACCGGCGACCAUGUAACACCUUCCUUUGCAGGGCGAGUCUGCGGACCAUCAGAGCCCAAUAUCAGUUUCCCAGUUGGCUACUUCGAAGGUCCGUUCACAUCAAGGCCUGCUGGGACGUCUUGACGGGUACCGGUUCGACUCUCCACUGGAAAGUUCCUAGGGUAAACAAACCGCCUUUUAUAUGGGAAGCCAUCCGUGAAGAUAAUAAGGCAUGGUUCCAGACACUUAUCGCUGAGAGGAAACUUCUGCCCAGUGACACUGACGCAGCCGGAUAUCCAUGGAUCAUGCGUUGCGAUACUGCCGGGGCUGAAAACAUAAUCCAGCUGCUUCUGGAGAAUAACUUUGACCUCUGGGCGGCAAAUCCAGACGGUUGCGCGGCUAUCGCACACCCUGAGCAUCUCAACACUUGUGACGAUCUCGGCUGGACUCCACUUCACCUGGCUGUGAGUAUGGGCGACAAUGAAGCAGUUGAGACACUCCUGGACUCGGGGUGUGACAUGGAGAAGAGAGCGCUCUUGAGUGGCGAGACCGCUCUAUUCGUUGCCGCUCUUCAUCGUGAGGUCGCCCUCGCACGAACGCUGAUCGAACGAGGGGCCAAUAUGGCCAUCACUUGCUGGGGCAUGACCCUUCUCGAGUUGGCGGUUCGUGAUGCAUCAGCCGACUUCGUGCAGCUCCUUUUAGAUGCAGGAGCCAAUUUACCGCCUAGCAUACUUCAUCCCUUGACCGUGUGCGAAAGUAUCGAUAUGAACGAGAUAUCUCGCGUCAUCAAAAUCCUGCAGAAGCACGGAGCAGACGUCGAUUGGCGAAACGAGUGGGGAGGCAGCGUGCUAUUGACUGCCUUAGUACGCAGGAAAGACAACCACUUUGUUGCUGAAGCAUUAGCUACAGCUGGGGCUGACUUCGACACCGUCGAUAGCAAGAACCGCAAUCUGCUAUUUUGGAUGGCAGAGAGGAAAUCUCCGCGGUGGAUUUACCAUCUAGAUGCUGCAUAUUGGCGCGGAACGGAUCCGGACUUGAAGAAUAACGUAGGUUACAGCGCACUUGAUGUACUUACGUUUCUAUGCGCCCACAAUCUGCCACUUCCCGUUACUAGAAAGGUACGUGAGAUCAUCGGGUUGGCGGAGCUCAUAGCCGAGAUUCGGGAGAUGAACUGGAACGACGGGCUCUUCUUGGACAUGAAGCACCGUCUGAGCGAGGAUGAUUCUCAUCGUAAGCUCAAAAGAUGGAUUCGCUUUGUUCAGGAACAGGUGGACAACGAUCCAAACUUUGCGGAAGAGGAGUGGGAUGAGGAUACGAUGAUCUGGUAUGAUGAUAUUGAGCUUGAGGACGGGCUUGAGGACGAUGACGACGCCCUUGAUAUUCAUUCUCUCACGUUACGGAAACCGAGAGACUACAACGACUCUGACGAAGAGUCACAAUACGGCGACGACUCCGACGACGAAGAGUCACAAGAAACCUCCGACUCAGAGGAUGAAUUCUUCGACGCACCAGAGCCCUAG
Molecule: messenger RNA, 2364 nt
Organism: Thyridium curvatum
Lineage: Eukaryota; Fungi; Ascomycota; Sordariomycetes; Thyridiales; Thyridiaceae
Exons: 4
Coding region: 1-2364 (787 amino acids)
Molecular function (GO): protein binding
Source: RefSeq, a predicted model, not a curated record